This is a messenger RNA of Planococcus citri (citrus mealybug), 1288 nucleotides long. RefSeq lists its product as uncharacterized. The transcript has 2 exons. The record is from RefSeq and is a predicted model, not a curated record. Gene Ontology annotation, cellular component: membrane. Lineage: Eukaryota; Metazoa; Arthropoda; Insecta; Hemiptera; Pseudococcidae. Bases 214 to 942 code for a protein of 242 amino acids.
GCCGGAUUAAGGAUUAUUCGCUAGUCAUAGGUUCAUCGAGAGGACGGUACAGGUCCUCGAAUAAUUCAUCAUCAUCGUCGUUUAUUCGUUUGUGGUCGCGAGUGCUCAAAUACUUGAAUCGCGGUGCUUCGCUAUUUUUCCGAUUUUAGUGCUGUUUUUGCGGUGCUGUUUGUUUUCUUCUCGUCUUGACUACGUCGUCGUUCGCGGGUCAAGAUGAAGGUUUUAAUCGUAUUCUCGCUGAUGACUGUGUGCGUUUUCGGGCGUUACGUUAGUCGAGCCGAUAACAAUAAUAAUAAUAAUAUAUUAAACAAAUGCGCCGACGGAAUACAAGAGUUCGCCGAUUGCGUUAAAUACAAAGCCAUCAAAUUGAUCGAUCACGCUAUCACCAACAAGAAGCCGAUCGCCAUCGCCAAUUUCCUCUACCUUACGCACGAUAACGUUACCAAUGGCGCAGCCGCCGAUAAUAUGGUGGCCGAUGAAGAGGACGCACUCAAGGCCGAAGAUGUUGACAACAAGUUGACCGAGGUGUUGAUCAGAAGGGUGCGAAUGUUGGCUCAGACUAAAAAUUUGCAAAUUAAAUUAGACGGCGAACAAGAACAAAGCGAAGGCCGCAAGAAGGACAAAGACAAGGAUAAGGGAGGUCAAAUGACCAUGAUGAUGGGAGCCGGAGCGAUGAUGAUGCACAUGGCCAUGUCUAAAAUCGCCCUAAUCGCCGGUAAAGCUCUAAUCGUCGCCAAAAUCGCCCUGGUCAUCUCAGCAGUGCUGGCUUUGAAGAAAAUGAUGAGCCAAGACGACGGUCACGAAUCGACGCAAGUCAUAUACAAACAAUCCGACUCCGGGCACGGAGGCGGCGGCGGCGGUGGAUGGCACCGUAGCAUUGACCACGACGCUCACGCUCACCAAAUGGCAUACGGUGGUCAAGUUCAAGAUCAUCAUCCUUAAAAACAACAUAUUUACAUACGUUAUUUUUCCGACUGCAUUUCGUGUUUUUCCUCCUCUCUCUCUAUAAGUAAUUUAUUUAUUGAUUUAUUUAUUUUCUCGAAUUAUUAAUGAUUCGAGUACCUAUUUUCUUUUUUGUAUUUUGUUGCGAGUGUGUGAGAGAGUGUUACGAGUACCUAUACUUUCAUGUUUUGUUUUUAUUAUUUUUCGAUGUGGAGGUGGAAGUGGUGUUCUUUCCUCCUCAUCUUUACUCGUAUUAUUCGUGAGUCGGUUUUUGUUUGUUUGUUUGUUAAUUGUUUUCUUUUUUUUUUUUUGAUGAAAUAAAAGUUGUCGUUCGAGUGGAACAGGA